CAUCAACUUUGACCCAACUCUCCCGUAGCACCCCCGACCACAGAUAAUUGGGUUAAGUUGAAGCCAUGGCUGCUGCUGCUGAUGAUGAGCUUGGCCAGCUCUUUCGUUAAAUAGCCAGGCAUGGCCAUGCCUCCUCCUCGCGGCCUCAUACCAUUCUACGCCAAUCUACUCGAAGCCUGCUCUUUGUCUAAGAAUCUCCAAACCGUCAAACAGCUCCACGCUAAAACCAUAAGACUCUGCAUUUCCCGCCACGACUUCAUUCGAACCAAGCUCGUUUUCUCCUAUGCCUCAUGUGCCCAACUGAACCAGGCCAACCUCCUUUUCUCCUUCUGCAAUCGCCAAUCGACCUUCCUCUUCAACACCCUCAUUCGAGCCCAUUCGUCCCAAGGUUUGUUCUCUCAAUCUCUGUGCAUUUUUAUCCGCAUGCUUGCUGCCACUAAAGCCUUUGACCGCCAUACCUUGCCUGUGGUUCUCAAAUCUUGUGCUGGGUUAUUGGCAUUGAGGCUUGGGAAGCAAGUACAUGGAGCCAUUUUGGUGAAUGGGUUUGCCUUAGAUUUGGCGAACUUGAAUGCGUUGAUCAGCAUGUAUGCCAAGUGUGGUGAAUUGGUUGGUGCGCGUAAAGUGUUUGACGGAAUGCUCAUAAGAAAUGAGAUUUCUUGGUCAGCAAUUUUGGCUGGGUAUGGAAUGCAUGGAGUGUUUGGUGAGGUAUUUGAAUUGUUUGAUAGGAUGGUGGAAGCAGGAGAAAGGCCGGAUGCAGUGACAUUCACUACAAUUUUGACAGCGUGUAGUCAUGGCGGGUUCACAGAGAAGGGGAGGGAGUAUUUUGGAAUGAUGGAGCAGAGGUUUGGGGUGAAGCCCAGGUUGGAGCAUUAUACAUGUAUGGUGGAUAUGUUAGGCAGGGUGGGACGGGUGGAGGAGGCAGAAGAGUUGGUUUUGGGGAUGACAGUGGAACCAGAUGCGGCAUUAUGGGGCGCGUUGUUGGGCGCUUGUAGGAUUCAUGGGAAGGUAGAGGUAGCUGAGAGAGUGGAACAGAUGCUCUAUGGAAGGCUACUUGGUGUAGUAUCUCUGAGGCAUUUACAGUGAAGUGCUUGCAAAAGGCCGGCAGUGAGUUCAGCUGCCCAUGAUGCUAAGUUCGCUUUCUCAAAUCUGUCAGAACUGAAAUUUGCCGGUAAAAAAGCCUGCGUAUUCUUCAGGGGGAAAGUUAGUUUCUAGUUACUUGGAGUUCUUAGCCUAGGAAUAUGCAGGGAACAUAUGGAACAGAUUGAUGGAUAUGCUCUCUCUACCAUUGUUAGGGCCUAUUACCUUACGCAAAAGCAUAGGUUGAUGACAAUGGACAGAAAUGAUGGACUGUAAACCGCACAAGGACAUAAGAAUUUUUCCGUUCUACCGUUCUCAGACCGAAAGAGAAAAGCCAUCAAACGUCUGACGUUCCCUGUGAUUUGCUAAUUGUUCACCAAGAAGAUUUGGGGAUAACAUGCUACGAUAGCUCAUCAAGAAGAGUAAGAAAAUUAGAAGUUGACGACUUGGUAUACAGCAGCAAUUUUAAAAAGCGAUUGUUAUAGGUAAAGAAAACGUCUUUACACAACUUAAAUUGAUCUACAAAGACAGAUCUCCACUUUUUGUUUCUUUGUUAGACUUUAUUUUUUGUACGGUGCAAUUUUUUGUUCUGGUUUAAAUUUG
Messenger RNA from Prunus dulcis (almond), 1680 nucleotides. Its product is annotated as pentatricopeptide repeat-containing protein At3g46790, chloroplastic-like. The transcript has a single exon. Lineage: Eukaryota; Viridiplantae; Streptophyta; Magnoliopsida; Rosales; Rosaceae. The record is from RefSeq and is a predicted model, not a curated record. The coding region runs from base 121 to 1083 and encodes 320 amino acids. Gene Ontology annotation, biological process: RNA modification. Gene Ontology annotation, molecular function: RNA binding; protein binding.